UCCGGCCCGAGUGAGUUGUGUCUCGAGCCGGUUCUCGCGAGGCUUUAGACUGUCGCUCCCCAUCCCGGGGCAGGAAAUCAAUGUCGCUGUAGGGACCGUGGUGCGGCCAGACGCGCGCGACUAUGUGGAAGCUGCUGGCUCGCGCUGGUGCGCCGCUCCUGCGGGUGCCCUUGUCAGAUUCUUGGGCAGCCCUGCCCGCCAGCGCUGGCAUAAAGACGCUGCUCCCAGUGCCAACUUACGAAGAUGUUUCUAUUCCUGAAAAGCCCAAGCUGAGAUUUGUUGAAAGGGUACCACUUGUGCCAAAAGUAAGAAGAGAACCUAAAAACUUGCGUGAUAUACGGGGACCUUCCACUGAAGCUACUGAGUUCACAGAAGGCAAUUUUGGAAUCUUGGCACUGGGUGGUGGUUACCUCCACUGGGGCCAUUUUGAAAUGAUGCGCCUGACAAUCAACCGCUCUCUGGAUCCCAAGAACAUGUUUGCCAUAUGGCGAGUGCCAGCCCCUUUCAAGCCCAUCACCCGCAAGAGUGUCGGGCAGCGCAUGGGGGGAGGCAAAGGUGCCAUUGAUCACUACGUGACACCCGUGAAGGCUGGCCGCCUUGUAGUAGAGGUGGGUGGCCGUUGUGAAUUCAAAGAGGUGCAAGGUUUCCUCAACCAGGUUGCCCACAAGUUGCCCUUCCCAGCAAAGGCUGUGAGCCGAGAGACACUAGAGAAGAUGCGGAAAGAUCAAGAGGAACGAGAACGUAACAACCAAAACCCCUGGACUUUUGAGCGCAUAGCCACUGCCAACAUGCUGGGGAUACGGAAAGUACUGAGCCCAUAUGACUUGACCCAGAAGGGGCGAUACUGGGGCAAGUUCUACAUGCCCGAACGUGUGUAGUGAGUGUAAAAAAUAAAAUGUAUGUAGGCUA
Lemur catta (Ring-tailed lemur) is the source of this 909-nucleotide messenger RNA. RefSeq names its product mitochondrial ribosomal protein L16 (gene MRPL16). The coding region runs from base 123 to 878 and encodes 251 amino acids. NCBI's taxonomy places the organism in Eukaryota, Metazoa, Chordata, Mammalia, Primates, Lemuridae. Gene Ontology annotation, molecular function: structural constituent of ribosome; rRNA binding. The transcript has 4 exons. Gene Ontology annotation, cellular component: mitochondrial large ribosomal subunit; ribosome. Gene Ontology annotation, biological process: mitochondrial translation. The record is from RefSeq and is a predicted model, not a curated record.